CAUUCCAAAGAACAAAAUGUUAUUAUUGUAGAGAGAAGGGACAUAAGUGGAUCAACUGUUUUUAUAUUAGCUGUAAUAGUGGUAGUAAUUGUGUUAUUAAAGGACAAAACUGGAAAUUUGUGGGUAGAAGAACGUGCAGAGGAUUAUCAUGUCCAUAAUUAUUGCACUCAUUGCAAGUUAUCAUUAUUAAAUGGAAGAUUUCAAAGUGAAGUGCACGUUGAAGAAAUUGAAAUAACACCUAAACGUAAGAAAAAAACAAAGCAAUUUAAAGAUUCUCUAAAAUUUAGAACACUUGUUGAUGAAUUAUUGAAUGAGGUGGCCGUACAAAACACUGCACAAUUUCUUACUGAGUUGUCUAACACUAUAUUAUUUAUUGAAGCUCUUUAUAAAAAUAUUUCCAUUGCUGAAGAAAAACAUAAUAAAUCAAUUCAUGAGGUACUUAGGUGUUACUAUGAUCUUGGAGAGGCUUUAUCAAAGUUAUAUGAUAACUUCUAUAAUGCAUCACACGAUUGUUUUUCUUCAAAACAACAAGUGAUUCAGGAAUUUAAGCGACAGCUAAAUAUUAAUACUUUAGAUAUGGCACUAGUAAAAGAAAAGAAUGAAGCAAAAAGAUCUAUAGUUUUUUUAGUUGUUUUAAUAUAG
Molecule: messenger RNA, 642 nt
Organism: Dentiscutata erythropus
Lineage: Eukaryota; Fungi; Glomeromycota; Glomeromycetes; Diversisporales; Gigasporaceae
Source: the annotation of a GenBank genome assembly